AUGUUACCGACUCCCAUAACGAAAGAUAUUGAUUAUGAUAAAGUAUAUGAACCAUCAGAGGAUUCUUUCUUAUUUCUUGAUUGUUUUGAACAAGAAGCAGAUUUUAUACGAAAUAGGUUUAAACAAAAGACAUUACCCUUGGUUACUGAAAUUGGUACUGGUUCAGGAAUAGUAACAACUUUUGUCAUGAAGAAUAUAAUUCCAAAUUCAAUAUUUCUAACUACUGAUAUCAAUCCACAUGCAUGUCAAACUGUUCUAGAAACAGUCAAAGCUAAUAUAGAUCAAGAAUUGAGUGUUGUAGAUUCCACACAAAUGGAUCUAACGACAGCUAUAAAAUCACAAGCUAUUGAUUUGCUCAUCUUUAAUCCCCCUUAUGUUCCGGCUUCCGAAUUGCCUGAAAUACCGGAAAAUAGCGAAGAUCCUACUUGGUUAGAUUUGGCAUUAUUGGGAGGAUUAGAUGGCAUGGUAACUACUUGGAGGGUUUUAAAUGAUUUAGACAAUAUUCUAGCACAACCAGAUGGCAUCGCUUAUAUCUUAUUUUGUGCGCGAAAUAAACCAGAUCACGUUGCUAAUGUAAUGAGAUCAAGAGGUUGGCAAGUAGAUACAGUGAUUAAUAGAAAGGCAGGUUGGGAAGUUCUUAGCAUUUUAAGAUUCAUGAAGAUAAGAAAUCACUAA
This is a messenger RNA of Hemisphaericaspora subhashii, 675 nucleotides long. Its product is annotated as S-adenosylmethionine-dependent methyltransferase. The transcript has a single exon. Gene Ontology annotation, biological process: methylation. The record is from RefSeq and is a predicted model, not a curated record. Gene Ontology annotation, cellular component: eRF1 methyltransferase complex. The coding region runs from base 1 to 675 and encodes 224 amino acids. Lineage: Eukaryota; Fungi; Ascomycota; Pichiomycetes; Serinales; Debaryomycetaceae. Gene Ontology annotation, molecular function: nucleic acid binding; S-adenosylmethionine-dependent methyltransferase activity; protein methyltransferase activity.